Messenger RNA from Cordyceps militaris CM01, 864 nucleotides. RefSeq names its product WW domain protein. The transcript has a single exon. Gene Ontology annotation, molecular function: protein binding. NCBI's taxonomy places the organism in Eukaryota, Fungi, Ascomycota, Sordariomycetes, Hypocreales, Cordycipitaceae. Bases 1 to 864 code for a protein of 287 amino acids. The record is from RefSeq and is a predicted model, not a curated record.
AUGGCAUCACCGGCCCCAGAAGCUCAGACUGGGAGCUUGGAGAAUGCCGCACAGGAUCAAUCCAAUGCGGCGCCCCCAUCAAACCAGAGCGCAUCUAUCGCGGAGCCCAGCGACGGUACUCCUGUUGGCGCGGAGGCGACACAUUCUGGUGAGGACCAAGACGAAAAACACACGGAGACAGCCGCACCAUCUGCGAAGCAAGAAGACCUCGAGGACGGCGAGGUAGAUCCCGCCGCCGAUAGCUCGCCGCCGCUCCCCAAGGGACCGACGCCGGGAGGGCCACCGCUGCCGAGCGAGCCCGUUCCCGAGGACGACGGCUGGGACUGUCAGUUCGACGCCAACUCACAGGCGUGGUUCUUCCACAACCGCUUCACUGGAAAGACGCAGUGGGACAACCCGCGCAUGCCCAGCGCCGCACCCGGCACCGGCAUCGCCGCCGGAGCCGCCUCCGCACUGCCACCACCCCCUGCCCACGAGGAACCCGCGGCGGGCGGCUACAACCCGGCGAUCCACGGUGACUACGACCCCAACGCGUGGUACGCCAAGGGCACGCAGGAGGACGAGGUGCAGGUCGCCGACACGGCGGCGGCGGCGGAACUGUACGCCGCGACGGCAACGUUUAACCGGUUCAGCGGCGGGUUCCAAUCCGAAGACGCGGGCCCCGGGCGGCACGGCGACGAGGCCAAGUCGCACCGCCAGAUGAACGCCUACUUUGACGUUGACGCCGCAUCGGCCGCGCACGACGGCCGCAGCCUCAAGGCCGAGCGCCAGAGCAAGAAGCCCAGCAAGUCCGAGGUCAAGGCCUUCAAGGAGAAGCGGCGCGUGCGUAAGGAGGAGAAACGGCGGGCCUGGCUGCGUGACUAG